Molecule: messenger RNA, 2963 nt
Organism: Hypomesus transpacificus
Lineage: Eukaryota; Metazoa; Chordata; Actinopteri; Osmeriformes; Osmeridae
Gene: rab6ba
Product: RAB6B, member RAS oncogene family a
Exons: 8
Coding region: 270-1070 (266 amino acids)
Molecular function (GO): GTP binding; GTPase activity
Source: RefSeq, a predicted model, not a curated record
GGCGGUCUGCAUUAAAGUAAUUUGCAUUUCCACAAGUAUUGUAUUUUCUCUGCUUCUCGCUCAUUCCGCUUUCGCAUGACGUCAUGUUCAGGCUUGAGUAGCGCUGAGCGAGGAGAGGCCGCGCAGGCGCAGUGCUGACAGCCACGGCCAGACUCGGUGCAGCAUUCUGAUCAGGAGCGGCUUGAACGGGCGUCGCUUUCACAUCUCAACCUGAGCCACAGGGAUCGCUAAUUAAUUUGCCGUCUCUUAUCCGCAACCCACCCAAAACCAUGUCUGUCGGCAGUGACUUUGGCAACCCGUUAAGAAAAUUCAAACUCGUCUUUCUCGGGGAGCAAAGCGUUGGGAAGACCUCUCUGAUCACACGGUUCAUGUAUGACAGCUUCGACAACACGUAUCAGGCCACAAUUGGAAUCGACUUCCUGUCUAAAACCAUGUAUCUGGAAGAUCGAACGGUGCGGCUGCAGCUGUGGGACACGGCGGGCCAAGAGCGCUUCAGGAGCCUGAUCCCCAGCUACAUAAGAGACUCCACCGUGGCCGUGGUGGUCUACGACAUUACCAAUGUCAACUCAUUCCAGCAGACUUCCAAAUGGAUUGAUGAUGUCAGAACAGAGAGAGGAAGUGAUGUCAUCAUCAUGCUUGUCGGCAAUAAAACAGACCUGGGAGAUAAGAGGCAGAUCACCAUCGAGGAAGGAGAGCAGAGGGCCAAGGAGCUGAGUGUCAUGUUCAUUGAGACCAGCGCCAAGACCGGAUACAACGUCAAACAGGCUGACAGCCAACCCAUCCAUGGUGACCACGCCGGUCCAGAAGAGCUGCCCGAUGCAUGCUGGGAACUGUCUGUGCAGGGGCUGUUUCGUCGCGUGGCUGCUGCUCUGCCAGGAAUGGAGAGCAUGCAGGAGACGAGCAAAGAGGGAAGUAUCCUUUCAUACCUCUAUACCUCUACUCCUCCUCUCCCCCCUCCCCUCCAAUUAUCCUCUUCCUCCACCUAUCCUCCCCCGUCCUCCCAGUCAUCACUCAAGCGGCGUCAGCGAGUCGCUCUCGUCCUCCGGAGGGGCAGGCGUCACGAGCUCUGAUGCUGUACAGAAGCUGGGCUAGGGGUGGCUGGGUGUCUCUCCAUCUCUUUCUCUCCCUCCCUCCCUCCCUCCCUUCUCUCUCUCACUCUGAUCCUCCCUGAGUCUGAGUAGAGUAGUCGACUAGUCUGUCACAGUCUAGAUGAGGCAGAAACCCAACAGAGGAUGAUAAACAGCAUCUCGACGCCGCAAACAUCCACGCUCUUUAGAACUCCUUUAUUAAAAAUUCCUUUAUUAAAAACUCCUUAGGAACUAAUUCACUCCAUUUCAGCAUAUUCAGUAUCAUUCUGGAUUCUACUGUGAGGAUUUAGCUCCUUUUAAGGCCCAUAAAGGGCUGCUGCUAAACAGGUCAAAUAAAAACUGAGAAGCAGGUCUUUACACAAGCUAGACUAGCAAAACAAAUAGUCACAUUGUGUGAACGCCAGUGUUGAACAUACUCUUCCCCAGAUGAGGUUACUUGCACGUUCACUGUUUCACUGUGGAACCACAGGGCCUGUUGAGCUCUUAUACUCAGGAUGGGAGAAAUCAUUCCCUCACACAAGCAGGCAGGAUGAACAUAGCGCACGGUCAUUUAGUGUAAAUCUAUACAUACUCUUUGGAAACUGUGUUCUGGUGACGGCCAUCUUGGCUCCAGGGCCAUGUUAAACACUAGCUGUGUUCUGGUGACGGCCAUCUUGGCUCCAGGGCCGUGUUAAACACUAGCUGUGUUCUGGUGACGGCCAUCUUGGCUCCAGGGCCGUGUUAAACACUAGCUGUGUUCUGGUGACGGCCAUCUUGGCUCCAGGGCCAUGUUAAACACUAGCUGUGUUCUGGUGACGGCCAUCUUGGCUUCAGGGCCGUGUUAAACACUAGCUGUGUUCUGGUGACGGCCAUCUUGGCUUCAGGGCCGUGUUAAACACUAGCUGUGUUCUGGUGACGGCCAUCUUGGCUUCAGGGCCGUGUUAAACACUAGCUGUGUUCUGGUGACGGCCAUCUUGACUCCAGGGCCAUGUUAAACACUAGCUGUGUUCUGGUGACGGCCAUCUUGGCUCCAGGGCCAUGUUAAACACUAGCUGUGUUCUGGUGACGACCAUCUUGGCUCCAGGGCCGUGUUAAACAGCCCUGAUCAGCGGUGCCAGAGGCCUGAAGAGCCCUAGUGGCUGCAGGGUUAGCUAGCUGCUCCUCACACACACUCUGAAGAGGACAGUCUUAGCGUCAUCACGUCAGUCACACACACACACACUCUCUCACUCACAUGCUCACACACACAAGCAUACUCAGUCACACACACAGGCUAACCACACACACACACACGCCGUCCGUAAGGCUUCGUCUGACCUGAUGUUAGUGUAGUAGCUGGUUUCCCACGGCGACAGCUGCAGACUCUCAUCUCCUCCUCAGCCCCCAGAAGGCGAGUUGCCAUCGCUAUGGUAACAGUGGAUGAUUUAUGAAAAUGUCUUUUCAUUUUAAUGUACGGGUUAAAAGCUCUCUCUCGUUUAUUUUUCCCUGUGAAGCGACUUUUACGAGGUGGGUUUAGCGAUGCUCAGAGCAUCGAGAUGCAGAGAGCUGUCUGGGUCUUCUGGAAGAGGUUCACCUCUGAACGGAGGAUGACCUGAUAUGAUGUUCUAGGUGGAGUGGAUGCAGAGAUGGGGGAGGGCGAGGAGGGUGAGGCUGAUUUAGUAGAAGGUGUCAAGGUCUGAAGCAGAGAUCCUCCUGCUCCUCAGUCCUCCUCUGCAGAGCUACAGAGAGACCAGCUGCAGGAGGGGGAGAGGGGCGAAGGGGUGAGGAGGAGGAAGAGGAGAGUGGGAGGUCUGGUAGAUUGGGUGCCUUCAGGAGAGAGGUGAGCUGCCUGUAAGAGAGGUGAGCUGCCUGUAGGAGAGAGGUGAGCUGCCUGUAGGAGAGAGGUGAGCUGUCUGU